Messenger RNA from Equus quagga, 1110 nucleotides. RefSeq names its product olfactory receptor 1052-like. Lineage: Eukaryota; Metazoa; Chordata; Mammalia; Perissodactyla; Equidae. The transcript has a single exon. The coding region runs from base 151 to 1110 and encodes 319 amino acids. Gene Ontology annotation, biological process: sensory perception of smell; G protein-coupled receptor signaling pathway. Gene Ontology annotation, cellular component: membrane. The record is from RefSeq and is a predicted model, not a curated record. Gene Ontology annotation, molecular function: odorant binding; olfactory receptor activity; G protein-coupled receptor activity.
AUGUCCUACCACUAUGGCACGAUACUUCCCAUUAGCUUCUUCUAGAAGAAGCCUUAUACUUGUUUGGUGUUCUCCCUCACCACACCUCGCACGGUGGUGGGCAUGCUCAAGUAAUACUGUUUGAGUGAUUUUCAACUGUCUCCUCUGCAGAUGACACCUGGAGAACUAGCCCUUGCUAGUAGCAACCACACCCCAGUUACCCAGUUCAUCUUGUUGGGAUUCUCCAAUUAUGCAGACCUCCAGGAGCUUCUUUUUGGAGUCUUCCUGCUCAUCUAUACCGUGACAGUGGUGGACAAUCUGGGAAUGAUGGUACUCAUCUUCACAGACUCCCGUCUCCAUAGCCCCAUGUAUUUCUUCCUCAGUGUCCUCUCUUUUCUUGAUAUCUGUUACUCUCCUGUGGUUACACCCAAGCUGUUAAUCAACUUUCUGGCAUCUGACAAGUCCAUCUCUUUUGAGGGCUGUGUGGUCCAGCUGACUUUCUUUGUGGUUCAUGUGACAGCUGAGAGCUUCCUGCUGGCCUCCAUGGCCUAUGAUCGCUUCAUGGCCAUCUGCCGAACCCUCCAUUACGGUUCUGUCAUGACCAAAGGGAUGUGUCUCCAGCUUGUGGCUGCUUCCUAUGCAUUUGGUGGCAUUAACUCCUCUAUCCAGACUGGGAAUGUCUUCGCCUUGCCUUUCUGUGGGCCCAACCAGGUAACACACUACUUCUGUGACAUCCCACCCCUUCUCCACCUGGUUUGUGGCAACAAAGCCGCAGCAGGAGUGGUCCUCUAUCUCUUCUCUGCUCUGGUUACCCUUCUGCCUGCUGCAGUCAUCCUCACCUCCUACAGCUUGGUCUUGGUGGCCAUUGGGAGGAUGCGCUCAGCAGCUGGGAGGGAGAAGGCCCUCUCCACAUGUGCCUCCCACUUCCUCGCCAUUACCAUUUUCUAUGGUACCGUGGUUUUCACCUAUGUCCAGCCUCAUGGACCCACUGAUGAUACCAGUGGCCAAGUAGUGUCUGUCUUCUACACCGUCAUAAUUCCCAUGCUCAACCCCUUCAUCUAUAGCCUCCGCAACAAGGAGGUGAAGGGCGCCCUGCAGAGGAAGCUCCAGGUCAACAUCUUUCCCUGCUGA